This is a messenger RNA of Drosophila busckii, 566 nucleotides long. RefSeq names its product troponin C (gene TpnC25D). Gene Ontology annotation, molecular function: enzyme regulator activity; calcium ion binding. The transcript has 3 exons. The record is from RefSeq and is a predicted model, not a curated record. Lineage: Eukaryota; Metazoa; Arthropoda; Insecta; Diptera; Drosophilidae. Bases 108 to 557 code for a protein of 149 amino acids.
CGAACGGUUUAGUGCGCGCUCGCCUUCCAACGCAGCUACUUGUAUUCCACUUUCGGUUCUUCCUCCAUCCGUUAGCUCGCGACGCGCCAUCCAAAAACAGAUAGAAAAUGGAGGACGAUGAGAAGAUGGAUAUCAUGCGCAAGGCAUUCCAAAUGUUCGAUACGCAAAAGACCGGAUUCAUUGAGACGCUGCGUCUGAAGACCAUACUGAACAGCAUGGGUCAGAUGUUCGAGGAGAGCGAGCUGCAGGAUUUGAUCGAUGAGAACGAUCCGGAGGACACGGGCAAGGUGAACUUCGAUGGCUUCUGCAACAUAGCAGCGCAUUUUCUGGAGGAGGAGGACGCCGAGGCCAUACAAAAGGAAUUGAAAGAAGCAUUUCGUCUGUACGAUCGUGAGGGUAACGGUUACAUAACCACAUCGACGCUCAAGGAAAUUCUGGCUGCACUCGAUGACAAACUAUCGUCCAGUGAUCUCGAUGGCAUUAUAGCGGAAAUCGAUACCGACGGUUCCGGCACAGUGGACUUUGAUGAAUUCAUGGAAAUGAUGGCGGGCGAAUAGAGCGCAAAA